Messenger RNA from Sarcophilus harrisii (Tasmanian devil), 4063 nucleotides. Its product is annotated as zinc finger protein 260-like. The coding region runs from base 840 to 2957 and encodes 705 amino acids. Gene Ontology annotation, molecular function: DNA-binding transcription repressor activity, RNA polymerase II-specific. Gene Ontology annotation, biological process: negative regulation of transcription by RNA polymerase II. Lineage: Eukaryota; Metazoa; Chordata; Mammalia; Dasyuromorphia; Dasyuridae. The record is from RefSeq and is a predicted model, not a curated record. The transcript has 6 exons.
UCCUCAUCUCCCAAAGCCAAUUCCAUCCUUUGCCUAUGUUUCCUCAGCCCGUUCCCACCUGGACACUAUCUCCUCGAGGUCAUACUUCCAUUUCCGUUUCCGUUCAGAAAAAGGAAAAAGCCAUUUGGUUGCCAAGGAGACAGACCCAGGACCUUAAAAGGUGAAGCGAGAACUGAGACUGCUCUGUUUGAGGCAGUGAUCGUUCGCUUCCCCGCCCUUCCUCUUGAUGUAAGGGAUAGUGCUAAGCUUUACUCUUAGCUACGCCCUCGUAGAAAGACUAAAGUGUUUCACGUGCUAGGAAGGGAUAGGAGCUGGCCAUCAACCACAAGAAUCGGCUGGAAGUCGUUAUGGCAACGAAGCAAAAGAGCUCACGUCAUUCUGGAAGUUGUAGUCCUUUGGGUCUCUGAGCGCAGGCGCUCUCUCGACACGGGUCUGAGGAUGCGUGCGCGUGCCCGUCGCCAUGAUUGGUGGUUCUCCCCGAAUCAGUUCCUUAUCUGAGGUCAGUCCGGGUCCCAGUGCCAGCAGUCCUGCACAUAAUCUAGUUAUCUAGCUUGGUGCGUCAAAGGAAGGGUUCCUGUUGAAGAGACAAAGAUGCCAGCCCCUGAAUGAAAAUCUCAGAUAAUGUGACUUUACCUUUGAGGCCCUUAGACCCUCUGUAAAUAAAUCGGAAUCGGCUCAAAAACAGAUCCAUUUGGCCUUAGACCUUUGGCAAAAAAGUUCAAGAAGGAGCUGAUCCUUGAGUGGUUAAUCAAUUUAUAACCAUCUUGCCUGGCUAAAGAGGACUGGAGUGAUUUAAGAAUAUCUAGAAUAGGAAGUGUGACUUAAAGGAUCUGACCCAAAUGCUUGGGGAGAAAGUUCUCUCUUCUCAGGAAUAUGCACUUAUCCAAGACAGAAACUCUGAGGAGCCAAGAAAAACCUCUGAAUUCUUUACAGCCAGGUUCCAGGAAUCACUGACAUUCAAGGAUGUGGCUGUGGACUUCACCUAUGAGGAAUGGCAACAACUGAACCCUGAUCAGAGAUACUUAUAUAGAGAUGUAAUGCUUGAGAACUAUAAGAACCUAGUCUUUUUAGGGCAUCAGAUUUCCAAACCAGAUGUCAUUUCCCAGUUGGAGCAAGGAAAAGAGCCUUGGCCAAUAGAAAGAGAAAUCUUCACAUAUUCUUGCCGAGACUGGGAGACCAAGAACAAAACCAAGGAAUCAACUCCAAAACAAGAUGUUUCUGAGGCAGAAUCAUCCCAGAAAAUAACAUUGGAAAAAUUCACAAGGGAUGGUAUCUGGUAUUCUGAGCUAGAAGAAAUUGCUUCCCAAUUUAGAUUAGAGCAGAAUAUCAAAGAGGCAGAGCUGAGACAAAUUACAGUUUCCCAAACAAAGAUAAUCCCUAGAGAAACAAAUCAUAAGUAUAAUGAAUAUAAUCUGAUUGCAGAACAAAUUGUUCCUUCAAAAGAAAUUGCUCAUAAGUAUGAUAUAUAUAGGAAAAUCUAUUAUAAUUCUCAAUUAUUUGAACAUCAAAAAAUCUGUAUAGAGAAAAAGAUCUUUGAGUGUAAUGAAUGUGGGAAAGCAUUUACUAAGAGUACAAUCCUUAAAAACCACCAGAGAAUCCACACAGGUGAAAAACCCUAUAAGUGUAAUGAAUGUGAAAAAGCCUUCAGACUUCGUGGAAACCUUACUCGACAUAAUAGAGUUCAUACAGGAGAGAAGCCCUAUGAAUGUACUGAAUGUGGGAAAGCUUUCAGGCUUCGUGGAAACCUUAAUCAACAUAAAAGAAUUCAUACUGGGGAGAAACCCUAUGAAUGUACUGAAUGUGGGAAAGCCUUCAGAUUAUAUGCACACCUUACUCAGCAUAAAAGAAUUCAUACUGGAGAGAAGCCUUAUGAAUGUAAUGAAUGUGGGAAAACUUUUAGACUGCAAGGACAUCUUACUAAACAUAAGAGCAUCCAUCCUGGAAAGAAACCCUAUAAAUGUAGUGAUUGUGAUAAGACUUUCAGUAAGGGGUCUCUCCUAGUGAGUCAUCAGAGAGUCCAUACUGGAGAGGAACCCCAUAAAUGUAAUGAAUGUGGGAAAGCCUUCAGUUCACGUGCUAGCCUUACUCAACAUAAAAGAAUUCAUACUGGAGAGAAACCUUAUGAAUGUAAUGAAUGUGGAAAAGCCUUCAGCCAGAAUGUAUGCCUUACUCAACAUAAGACCAUCCAUACAGGAGAAAAACCUUAUGAAUGUAAUCAAUGUGGGAAAGCUUUCAGUCAGAACAGACAUUUAAAUCGACAUCAGAGAAUUCAUACAGGAGAGAAACCAUAUAAAUGUGAUGAUUGUGGUAAAUCAUUUAGUAAUGGUGAAUUCCUUAGGCAACAUCAGAGAGUUCAUACUGGAGAGAAACCUUACAAUUGUAAUGAAUGUGGAAAAGCCUUUCGACUUCGUGUACAUCUUACUAGACACAGGAGCAUUCAUACUGGAGAAAAACCCUACAAAUGUAAUGAAUGUGGGAAAACUUUUCGUCUGAGUACACACCUAACUCAGCAUAAAACCAUUCAUACUGGAGAGAAACCCUACAAAUGUAAUGAAUGUGGGAAAACCUUCCGAUUAAGUACAGACUGUACUCAACAUCAGAGAAUUCAUACAGGAGAAAGACCUUAUGCAUGUAAUGAAUGUGGGAAAGCAUUUUGGGAUAGGUCAUCUUUUACUAAACAUCAGAAAAUUCAUACUGGAGAAAAACCCUAUGAAUGUAAUGAAUGUGGAAAAGCCUUCAUUCAGAGUUCAUCCUUUAUUCAACAUUGUAUUACUCAUACUGGAGAGAAACCUUAUGAAUGUAGUACAUGUGGGAAAGCCUUUAGCCUUCAUGCAAACCUUAUUCGACAUCAGAGAAUUCACACUGGGGAAAAACCUUAUAAAUGUGAUCACUGUGGGAAUGUCUUCAGGCACAGUUCAACUCUAAUAAGACAUCAGAGACUUCACAGUGUAGAGUAGUACUAGAAAUUUAGUGAGUGAAGGGAAAGCUUUUGUUUGAUGUUUUUUAUUAAGAUACCCUAUGGCCAUCAAGUUACUAUUGUCAGCAGCUAUAAUUUUGUUUGGUUUGUUUUCUUGAGACAUGCUUCCUUUUACAUUGUUCACUCAUUGUAUUUCAUGUGGAAGAGGAAUUGGCUUGUUAUACUUCGCUCCUGAAAGCAAGACUAAGAGAAGUGGUUGAAAGUUACAGAAGCAGAAUUUUUGCUGGCAGUAAGGAAACAUUUCCAAAUAAUUAAAGCUAUCUAAAAGCAUAAUUAGCUAGCUUAGCAGAGCUCAUUAGAAAUUGUUCAGUAAAAAUCUUCUAGUGAAGGCUUUAUGGCCAUUUGGUAAUGGGAGUGAUAGAGGUCACUAUCAAAUCUGGAUUGACCCAGCUGACCUGAAAGUUCUCCUUUCAACAUCAAAAUUCUGUGGUCUCCCUACCUGUUUCUCUCUUCUAUAAGAUAUAACUGUGAAAAUAAUAUUUCUAAUCCAUUGGUCUGAUCAUAGAGGCCAAAUAAUGUGUUCUGACCACAUCAUUUCCAAACUAUUAGUUGUACUCUUCCACCUCUUUACAUUUAUGCAUUCCAUCCUUCAUACCGCAAAUAUAUUCCCACCUCAUCUCUACUUUUCGAAACCCCACUUUUCUUUUAAAUCUUCAACUCUGAAGCCACUUUUAUAAGAAAAGUUUUCCUCAAAGCCUUUCUUCUCCAAUCUCUACAAAGUUGCCCCUCAAUCUUCAAAAUUUUCAGACACCUUUUUUCAGGAAUCACAUUUAUACUUUUAUUACAUUUUACCUGGUAUCAUAUUUCUUUGUUAUUUUUCCCUCUGUUAUAUAUUGUAAGCUUCUUGAGAGCUCCUUUAUAUUCUCAAAACUCAGCACAGUACCUUGCAGAUAGUAGGUGCUUAAUAAAUAUUUGUUGAAUUUAAUUGAAUUACCAAAGUUGGCGAUACCAGAUAUCCAUGAUCUGUGCUUUAGAUGAGGAGCCCAGGUUUGACCCAUAAUACAGCUAAAUCUGGGUAUGAAUAAAAAAAGGGAAUAUUUGAAAAGGCAGAAGGCAAUGGAAACUAAAGUAGUGGGAGCUAAUCAG